Molecule: messenger RNA, 1087 nt
Organism: Eurypyga helias (sunbittern)
Lineage: Eukaryota; Metazoa; Chordata; Aves; Eurypygiformes; Eurypygidae
Product: disheveled-associated activator of morphogenesis 1-like
Exons: 9
Biological process (GO): actin nucleation
Cellular component (GO): actin filament; stress fiber
Molecular function (GO): microtubule binding
Source: RefSeq, a predicted model, not a curated record
GCUGAAACUCUCGAACGAGGAGAUCAAACGAGCGAUUUUGACGAUGGACGAGCAGGAGGACCUCCCGAAAGACAUGCUGGAGCAGCUCCUGAAGUUUGUUCCUGAAAAGGGUGACAUUGACCUCCUGGAAGAGCAUAAGCACGAGCUCGACCGUAUGGCCAAGGCUGACCGGUUCCUCUUUGAAAUGAGCAGAAUAAACCAUUAUCAGCAAAGGCUGCAGUCCCUCUACUUCAAGAAGAAGUUUGCAGAAAGAGUUGCAGAAGUCAAACCCAAGGUGGAAGCCAUCCGCGCCGGCUCCAAGGCAGUGCUGCAGAGCAGCAGCCUCCAGCAGCUGCUGGAGGUGGUCCUGGCCUUCGGGAACUACAUGAACAAAGGCCAGAGGGGCAACGCCUUCGGGUUUAAGAUCUCCAGCCUCAACAAGAUCGCAGACACCAAGUCCAGCAUUGACAAGAACAUCACCCUCCUGCACUAUCUCAUCACUAUUGUGGAAAAGAAAUAUCCCAAAGUCCUCCGCCUGCACGAGGAGCUGCGAGACAUCCCACAAGCAGCCAAAGUCAACAUGACUGAGCUGGAGAAAGAAAUAAACACUCUGAGGAGCGGCCUGAGAGCGGUGGAGACUGAGCUGGACUUCCAGAAGUCUCAGGUUCAGCAAACGGGCGACAAGUUUGUGUCUGUCGUCAGCCAGUUCAUCACAUUAGCCAGCUUCAGCUUCUCGGACGUUGAAGAUCUUCUGAUGGAAGCGAAAGAGCUGUUUUCCAAGGCUGUGAAGCACUUUGGAGAAGACACAGAUAAAAUGCAGCCCGAUGAGUUCUUUGGCAUCUUUGACCAGUUCCUUCAAGCCGUGACUGAGGCCAAGCAGGAGAACGAGAACAUGAGGAGGAGGAAGGAGGAGGAGGAGCGCCGGGCACGCAUGGAGGCACAGCUGAAGGAGCAGCGGGAGCGGGAGCGCAAGGCGAGGAAGGCGAAGGAGAGCGGGGAGGAAGGCGGUGAAUUCGACGACCUCGUCUCGGCCCUGCGCUCGGGCGAAGUUUUCGACAAGGACCUCUCCAAGCUGAAGCGCAACCGCAAGCGCAUCGCCAACCACUGA